This is a messenger RNA of Bactrocera dorsalis (oriental fruit fly), 7013 nucleotides long. It is a transcript of the gene bab2, whose product is annotated as protein bric-a-brac 2. Gene Ontology annotation, cellular component: nucleus. The record is from RefSeq and is a predicted model, not a curated record. The coding region runs from base 1599 to 5105 and encodes 1168 amino acids. Gene Ontology annotation, biological process: regulation of transcription by RNA polymerase II. NCBI's taxonomy places the organism in Eukaryota, Metazoa, Arthropoda, Insecta, Diptera, Tephritidae. Gene Ontology annotation, molecular function: protein binding; DNA binding. The transcript has 5 exons.
UAGGCGGUUGGAAAAUUUUUAAUUUCGCAAAUUGUCUUAAGAAGAAAUAUGCCAACUAAUACUUGUUAAAUACAUAAAUUCAAAUCAAAGUGUUCCAAAACUGAAAAUAAAAAUGGUCAUCGGUGCAAAAUCAUUUCUAAUGUUCUCUUGCUAAUGCUCAACAAUUAUUAUCCGCUCUUAAAUAGUUGGGCAAUUCUCUGCAACCAAAAAACCUAAGCCAAGCAAAAGCACACAUCUUUCGGAAAAUCUCAAAGCUGACGCAAAAGUAGCAGGGGUGCUUUGCCAACAUACGGAAUCAUGAGGAAAUGAAACAGAGAGCGAAUGCAGCGAAUUCGCCGUCAGCGCCACAAGAUGCAGACACACACCCCCAAAGCGGCACGCAGCAGUUGUAGCAGAGGUAUCCUCAGUAACAACAACAAAAGCAGCCCACAAACGCAGCUGAACAAGGCGGUGGCGGUGCAUUGCGUACGGAGAGAGAGAGCGUGAGCGCACACAUGCAAAGAAGUGGCUUUCCGGCGCUCACGCAUACCAGCACACGAUACAACAGCUGAGCUGAAGCGGCUGCGAGCCACUCACACGAACCCAAUUGGGAAGCAGGCGGCCUUCUCGCAGUGUGAGUGUAACGGGAGUGGGCAGCGCUGCUGGCGACGCUGCAAGCUGCAGUGUAUCCACGUUCAACCGCAAACAUUGAGUUUAAUUCACGUACGCGAGUUCAGUUCGCAUUCAACUGUUGUGUCGUGUCGUUCGUCUGAUUGAAAUUGAAUAGAAUUAACGCCGACGAGAGUGUGUGAAGAAGUGAUUUGCUUUGUGAUGAUGAACAGCAACUGUUUUGAUUGAACGGCCAAAGCGACCGCGCGCACACAUUUUGUGAAUGAGUAAAGCAAAUGUUGGAUGCGAUCUGUUUAUUUUCGAUGCGUUGCGAUGUGAUGUAUGCCGACAGCCGCAGCAUUAGCAACCGUGAAGCGCGCAUUAAAAUUUCUAAAAAAAAAUAAUUAAAACAAAAAACAAAACAAAAUUUGUAUAAACAAAAUAUUUUUGUGAAAAUUACAAACUGUGAAGCAACUUGUGAAUUUAUAAUAAAUGAGUUUCUUGCAAAAAAAAAAGUGAACUACAAGUGAAUGACAAGUCUGCAUAAUUAUUUUGUUGGCGUGAAAGAAAAAGUUUUAUAAGAAAUCGGUGAAAAAGUGAUUAUUUAUACGCAACGCAAACGGCGAAAAUCGAUUUUCAGAACAAAACAUAAAAUAUGUAUGUAUGAAACAAAAAUAUAUACAGCUAUAUAUAGAGCUGUAACAAAACCGUAUAAAUAAAACUUAAAUUAAUGCGCGCAGAAAAAGCCAGCGCAGCAGUAAAAAGCUGUGAACAGCAGUGAACAGUGAAAAAGUUUCCAGCGUUGCAGCGCAACAAAUUUUCUUUAUUUCAACAGAAACAAUUUAGAAGUAUAAAAAAAUCAUUUCUGAAGCAAGUGACAACAGAAAAAUCGAUAAACUAUUUGAAAAAUGUGCUACACUUGAAAACAAGUGCUUAAAAACUUUAUUAUAAUAAACUCAAUACUGAUAUAUAUCACAAAAGCUAUAAGCAAAACAAAAACCGAAGGUAAAAUGGAUAUGACAAAAGACAUUAUUGACUACACACAAAAACACACCGAAACGGCCGACCGCUUAAUUGCCGGCUAUCAAUCGCCACUUUCCGAGAUCAGUGAGAACGAAGCAAACACACGCGCAUGCGCCGCAGCCUCACCAUUUCAGAUUGGCAGCAAUAUAGUCGAAGCUAAAAUCACAACAACAACCAACGCCUAUAACGACGUGCCGGAACAAACACCGGCCAACACUGCACACGCCGCGCAGCAACUCGAGCAGCACACAUCAACACAAGCAGACGCUAUGGAGCAGCAGCCGGCUGCUGAAACGGCGAAUAGCAUGUCGGUUGACAAAACCAGUGAAACAAAUACUAUUGCAACAGCCAAGACUGUGAGCGCAGUGGUGAGUGGUGAUAUAACGCCACCACCACGCCCAUUCACUACCAGCGAAGUGGUUGGCUUGAGUUCGGCACUUGAUGAUGAUCCCGACUUGCACGUCGACGUGCAGCUACCCAAGUCGCGUUCCCUGCCCACAUCGCCCGAUCAUCACAGACGCAGCUUGGACUCAGCAUCAGCAGAGAUAUUGACGCGCAUGAAUGCUGCGCUGUUUGGAUUCGAGCAGCGGCGCGGUCUGGACGGAGCGAUGCAUAUGCCAAUGCGCAUAUCGAAGUUGACGAAGCAGUCAACACCGUUAGCUGCACGUAAGUCCAUUUCGCCGCUCGGCUUGAAGUCGAAGAAGCAAUUGGCCGCAGCCGCUGCGGUGGCAACAAACUCACAGCAACAACAGUUCUGCUUGCGCUGGAACAACUACCAAACCAAUUUGACAAAUGUCUUCGAUGAGCUGCUGCAGAAUGAGUCCUUUGUGGAUGUAACGCUCGCUUGCGAAGGUCAGUCCAUCAAGGCGCACAAGAUGGUGCUAUCCGCUUGCUCGCCAUACUUCCAAGCGCUCUUCUACGAUAAUCCUUGCCAGCAUCCCAUAAUUAUAAUGCGCGAUGUGAGAUGGGAAGAGCUGAAAGCCAUAAUGGAGUUCAUGUAUAAGGGUGAGAUCAAUGUCAGUCAAGAGCAGAUAAAUCCUUUGCUGAAAGUCGCCGAAAUGUUGAAGAUACGCGGUUUGGCGGAAGUGAGCGCCGGAAGUGGUCAUGGUAUGGCCGCACCACAUCCUAUGAUGCCCGAACAGCGCAUGACCAUUUUCGAUGACGAGGAGGAAGCUGAAAGCGAUGAUGAUACAGAAAGUGCCGAAGAUGGGUGCCAAAAGCCAAAACGUGCACGUAUGCUGGAUCCUACAAUGGGCAAGGUUUUUCCACAUACUGCCGCACUUGAUUUAAAUUUGGCUGCACAGCGUCAGCGCAAACGUUCGCGAGAUGGUCUAUUCACCGAUGGCAAUAUGUCACGUUUCGGUGCCAAUGCUUCAAUGCAGUCAACAAGCGAGUCAGCGGAACCCAAUACGCAAACAACCAACGCUACCACUGACGAAACAAGUGGCGCUGAUGUCAGUGCUACUCCACAACAACCAGUCGUUGCCGUGACCACAUCCACCAUUGUACGCAAUCCUUUCGCUUCGCCAAACCCCAACCCUACUAACAACGCCGCAGCAAAUGCCAAUCAAAGCAACUCACAGUCCGCCAUUGCAACAACUUCAGCACCAACCGCUGCUAGCUCAUCAACACCAACGCUUUGCAGCUCAACACCGACUGCACCAGACACACCAACAUCACUUGCCACCGGUCACUCAUAUCGUCCACCAUCUAUGCCGUCGGCCAGCAGUCUCAAAGGUGCAAUGUCUUCGCCAGCCGCAGCCGCAGCCGCAGCAGCAGCAGCUACUGCAAGCGGCAUGCCCUUGAAUGUACAUUCCAAUCCCGUUGCCGCCGCCGCCGCAGCAGCUGCGUUGGGCGUAAAUCCACAUCAUCCGCAUCACCCGCACCAUCAUCAUCAUCAUGCCGCAGCUGCGGCCCAACAGUUGGCCGCUCAACAUCAGUUGCAUGCAGCGGCGCACUCACACGCGGCUAUGGCUUCAGCCUUAGGCGCUUCUCUGGCUGCUGGUGCUGGCGCAGGCGCCGCUGGCACAGGAGCCGCUGGGGCUGCAAAUAUUUCAUCCGCGGUGGGACAUCAUGAUGAGCUGGAGAUCAAACCAGAAAUCGCUGAGAUGAUUCGUGAGGAAGAAAGGGCUAAAAUGAUUGAAAGUGGACAUCCUUGGAUGGGCGCAGCGUCGACAUCUUCCGUAACCGCAGACAGCUAUCAGUAUCAGUUGCAAUCGAUGUGGCAAAAAUGUUGGAAUACGAAUCAGCAAAACCUUGUGCAACAAUUGCGGUUUCGUGAACGCGGUCCCCUAAAGUCGUGGCGCCCUGAGGCAAUGGCCGAAGCCAUAUUCAGCGUAUUGAAAGAGGGUCUCUCGCUAUCGCAAGCAGCACGCAAAUAUGAUAUACCCUACCCCACUUUCGUUUUAUAUGCAAAUCGCGUGCAUAAUAUGUUGGGACCCUCCCUGGAUGGCGGCACCGAUCCACGUCCGAAAGCACGCGGACGCCCACAACGCAUCUUGCUCGGCAUGUGGCCCGAGGAGCUCAUACGUUCGGUUAUCAAAGCGGUUGUAUUCAGAGAUUAUCGUGAAAUUAAAGAGGAUCUAGCACAUGUGUACGCCAAUGGACAAAUGCAAGCGGGCUCCCCUUUCGGCGCCGCUGGUAAUGCAGCAGUAGCAGCCGCUGCCGCCAAUGGUUAUCAUAACGCCGCCAAGUUGGCCGCACAGAAUGCCGCACUCGCACCGCCCGACUCGCCCAGCCCACUUUCCACGAUGACCGAAACACUGCGCCGCCAAAUUAUGUCACAACAACAGCAAUCGCCCAUUUCGCAAACAAUGAACAUGUACAAAUCGCCAGCCUAUCUACAACGUUCGGAAAUUGAAGAUCAAGUAUCGGCGGCGAAUGCCAAACAACACGCCGACGCACGACGCACCUCCGACAACAUGCCCGAUCUGAGCGCGCUCGGCGGCCUAAUGGGUAUACCCGGUUUGAAUGUGAUGCCAGCGCAAGCAGCAACGCGCGCCAGUCAAAUGCAUCAGAGCGGCGCCGGUUAUGCCAGAGAGCGUGAGCGCGAACGUGAGCGCGAGAGAGAACGCGAACGUGAACUAAAGGAGGCCAUGCAAGCGCGCCAAUAUGGCAAUCAAUCGCGCGGCUCCAUUGGCGCGUCCAGCGGCAGUACCCAAAAGAUGCCGGCCACAGCGACUGCGGCGGCCGAUUCGGCGGCGGCAGCUUACGCACACUAUAAGAACAAAGAGCACGCCACCAAUUACGCGUUCAAUAAACGUUUCGCCGAAACGCUACCGCCUGGCAUCGAUUUCGAAGCAAUCGCCAAUGGUUUGCUGCAGAAAUCGGUGAAUAAGAGUCCGCGCUUCGAAGACUUCUUCCCCAGUGAAUUCUUUGGCAAUGCUGAAAGUGCUGCUGGUGCUGGCGCCGCCUAUCCGCCCACUCGCGAAUCGCCGCUUAUGAAGAUAAAGCUGGAGCAUCAAGCGAGCGCCGAAGUGCCACACGAAGAUUGAGCUGUGUGUGAGUGAGCGCGCGGAUGCGUCGAAGCGUCCGAAGAGUGAAAGCGUUAGCGGGCAGUUGUGUAGUAUCCCAGGGCAGGGUAAGGCAAUAAUAUAGUUUAGUAGUUGUAUGCCAUAUAGUAUAUGCACAUACUAAAACACACACACACACAUAUAUAUGAUAUAAAUAUUUAUGGACAUUUGGAGGAAGUAGGAAUUCUUUAAGAAUACAAUUUUUUGACUGCUAUUUAACCCCAACGUAUAUAGGUUAGUGCGUAGGUUUUAGGUAUACUAAAUUACAUAUACAAGCGUAGAUACAAACACACGUAUACAUGUCUAUAUUUCAUGAAAAAUUUGCAGAUAAGUCUAAGUAUAUAUCGUAGUUGCUAUAUGCGAAUAAGUAAGCCUUAUUUUAAGUUAUCGCUUAGUCGUAGGCUAGUGCUGAAGCUGUAAGCGAGCGGGUUGGUGUGUAGCGCAGCUAAGCAGCUAAGUAUGCUAAGAAAAUAUGUAGGAUUUGUAGUUAAAAGUUUUAUGUUGACUGCGGUUAGAGAGACAAACAGUUUCCAGUGACUUUGAAGAAAAUGAGCAAGUAAUAGAGAGUAGCAGCUUAGCGACUAGCUAAUGCUAAUUUCUGAAUUUUUAGUUUGAUUUAUUUCCUUACAUGCAUAGGAUCUCGUUGUAAUACACAUGUAUACAUAAACUCGUUGUACAUUUAUUUAUUCGCUUGGCCGCAUUUCUCCUUCAAAUGCGCGUUUUGUAUUAAUAAAGCAGUAAUAUAUAAAAAUAAUUAAUUAAAAAAAAUUAUUAUGCAUUAAAAAAUUUUGUGUAAUUAUAAAAAUUAUUAUGUAAUUAAAAUAGUAAUAGUAAGGGAAAAGUAUGUAUUUAUAAAACAAAGUUUUCGCAAAUCAUAGACUUGAGCAUUUUUAAAUGUACGAAUAGGUGUCUAAGUGUCAGCAAUGUAUUUAAUAGCUAAGAAUUUAGUGUGUAUGUAUGUGUUAAAAAUAUUAAAAAAAAAUUGACACUAAAAUAAAUUUAGUAAGUGAAAUAAUUGAAAAGAAAAUAAAAAAUGUUAAAAACAAAUAAGUAUAUUAAAAAUAUUACGAAAAAUAAGUAAGUUGAUUUAAAAAAAAUAUUAAAAAUAUUGCAUUAAACCGGAAAAAAUUACACAAAAUUAUAAAUAUAUUUUACCCGACUUCCAUUUUGCAAAUGCCUUUUUUUAAUAAUAAAAUAAUUUGAAAUAAAAUAAAAUGAAAACAAGUUUGCUAAGUCUUAGUUGGCUGCUGGUAAAAUUAUUAUUUAAUUGUAAAUAAUGUACAAAUUAAGAUAUAAACUGUAAAAAAUAAACUAAAAGUAAGCUAAAAAGUAAAUUUACUAUAAAUUAUAUAAAAUUAAGAAAUGAUAUAAUCUUGCAAGCAAGCGCAGCGCUGUUCAGUAGUUAUGAGUCCAAACACACAAAUGCAUUUUGCAUACUCAUGCAUAACUUGCAGAAAAAAUUGCUUGUGUUUCCCUACACACAUACAUACCCACACAUGCGAUAACUAUAAAAAUUCCAGAAGGAAAUGUGUAAUGGAAAAAUUAAAAAUAUUUGAUGAAGAUUUAUUUUUGCUUCGCUAUUGUUGUGUUUGCUUUAAGUACACAUAGAAACACAUACACACACAUACAUAUACAUAAAUAAUGAAUUUGAUAUGUGUAACUACUUUACAUUGUAUUUACCAGUUAUAUAGGCAUAAAGUAAGCUGUAAUGCGUAUUGUAGAAUUAUAUACAACAAACAUAAAAUCAUACAUACAUGCUACAGUGUAAUCCCAUGUAAUAAUUACUGUAAUAUGAUGGAUAUGGAGGAAUAAGUCAACAAAACGUGCAUGCGCUGAUGCAAUGACGUGAAUAAAUAUUUUUAGUUAAUCGUGAAUAUAAAAUAAAUUAAU